Messenger RNA from Colletotrichum karsti, 582 nucleotides. RefSeq lists its product as uncharacterized. Gene Ontology annotation, molecular function: acylglycerone-phosphate reductase (NADP+) activity; triacylglycerol lipase activity. Gene Ontology annotation, cellular component: endoplasmic reticulum; lipid droplet. The record is from RefSeq and is a predicted model, not a curated record. The transcript is spliced from 7 exons. The coding region runs from base 1 to 582 and encodes 193 amino acids. Gene Ontology annotation, biological process: triglyceride catabolic process; phosphatidic acid biosynthetic process. Lineage: Eukaryota; Fungi; Ascomycota; Sordariomycetes; Glomerellales; Glomerellaceae.
AUGACGGCAAUAGACACUGAUGUGGCCGCUGUUGCGAAAAUGUUCGAUGUCAAUGUCUUCGGGGCCAUGCGUAUGGUGCACCACUUCCACGACAUGCUCAUUCAAUCUUCUGGCACAAUUGUCAGCAUUGGGUCAGUCGGUGGCAUAGUGCCCUACGUCUAUGGAUCCGCGUACAACGCCACGAAAGCCGCCCUUCAUCACUGGUCGAAUACACUGCGCGUUGAAAUGGAGCCACUCGGUGUCAAGGUCAUCACGAUCAUUUCUGGUAACAUCGGAACAAACAUACUCAAGUGCGACCAAGGCGUGGGAAGAGAGCUCCGAAAGGGAUCCUACUUUGCACCAUUGGCUCAGGAGUUCAAGGACCAUGUUAACAGAGUUCCUGACACGACAGAUCGUUUCGAGUACGCUUCCAAGGUCGUCCAACAAAGUCUGCGAUCUGCACCCCCAGCCUGGUUUUGGUACGGCAAGACGACUUGGAUAGUGCGUUUCCUUGAUACUUUCGCUUGGCGGAAGGUUUGGGACGGAUUCAUGUGGAAUAUGUUCAAUUUCCAAAAGCUACAGGCCGCACGUAAAUCGCUUUAG